AAUCUAUCAUCGUGGAAUGCGUUGAUCGGAGCAACAUCUCGGCGCUCUGGCGAUAGCACCCUCGAGAUCUUCCGGAGAAUGCAGCAGCUCGGGCCACUUUGGUCUCCUGGAUCACGGCGUCCAGAUCGCACAAUCGAUCGCUCCAGACUAUGGUAUUCUCAUUAGCCUCGAAAACUAUAGCUGUGUCGUUGAUCUUGUUAACCGUGCUCUGUUUUAGGGUCCUCCUUUAGGGUUUAAGGAAGCCUAGGGCUUUACUCUCGCGGCGAGAUGGAAGAGCCGGCUGUGGCGGACAAUGGGAAGCGCAAGAGGGAUGGGAAUGGAGCUGCACCGCCGGACACCAAGCACAAGGUGGAUGUGUCGGAGUAUCGAAUUCUCCGAGAGGGCGACGCGGAAAUUCUACAGCAUGGGAACGAUGUGUUUUACAACAAGACGCAAGUUGUCAACCGAGAUAUGUCCAUUGCGGUGCUUCGAUCGUUUAUAGCUAAGCGUCAGGAGGAGCACAUUGCGAGACAAGCUGCUAUCAAAGCUAGGAAUUCAAAGGCCGCGACUGAAGAAGUCGUCGAAGUUAAUGGUAGUGCUGGUGAAACUUCUACCAAAGUGGAGGCGACCUCUAGCUCUGAAAAUAACAUCGCGAAGCCGAUUCGUGUGCUCGAGGCUCUAGCAGCUUCGGGAUUGCGCGCUUUGAGAUAUGCCCGAGAAGUCGAAGGUAUUGCCUCCGUGCUUGCGCUCGACAGUGACAAAGUUGCGGUGGAAGCAUGCGCCAGAAAUAUCAAGCUGAACGGAUCUGUUGCUGCAUCUAAAGUAGAAGCUCAGCAAGCUGAUUCACGGGUUUAUAUGCUUACUCAUGAGAAACAGUUCGAUGUGGUUGAUUUGGAUCCAUACGGCUCGCCAUCGAUUUUUCUGGACUCUGCGGUUCAGACAAUCGCCGAUGGUGGCAUGCUCAUGUGCACUGCCACUGACAUGGCUGUCUUAUGUGGUAACAAUGGAGAAGUCUGCUACUCCAAGUAUGGGAGCUAUUCUCUUCGUGCAAAGUAUUGUCAUGAAAUGGCUCUUCGAAUUUUAUUGGCGACUAUCGAGAGUCAUGCCAACAGAUACAAAAGACAUAUAGUACCAGUACUUUCUCUUUCGGUGGAUUUUUACAUUAGAGUUUUUGUGCGCAUAUAUACAUCGGCAAAUGCAAUGAAGCAAACACCCAGCAAGCUUGCUUACGUAUAUCAAUGCGUUGGAUGUGACAAUUUCUGCCUGCAACCCUUGGGUCGAAUUGUGCAGAAGAACAACAGCACUCGAUAUUUACCUGGUCUGGGGCCUACUGUACAACAGCAGUGUGAGCACUGUGGCAAAAACUUCAACAUGGGUGGACCAAUGUGGGCCGCUCCUAUUCACGACACAGAAUGGGUAUCCGCGAUUCUUUCCCAAGUUUGUGAAGCAAAAAAGCGAUAUCCCGCGUUUGACAAAAUUCAUAGCAUACUAACAAGUGUGUCGGAGGAAUUAAUAGACGUACCACUUUAUCUGAGCAUCCAUGAAUUGAGCGCAACGCUCAAGUGUACACCUCCUUCGGCUAUAGUCUUCCGCUCUGCCGUUUUGAAUGCUGGCUACCGCAUCUCGGGAACCCAUGCCUCCCCUCUUGGUUUCAAAACUGACGCGCCUAUGGAAGUGAUAUGGGAUAUCAUGCGCUGUUGGGUCAAAGAACACCCCGUCAAAGCUCAAAAGGAAGAAACUCCCGGAACCAUUAUUUUAAGCAAGGAAGCUAAAUUACAGGCGGACUUCUCUCGAGCUCGUGGUGCUCAAAGCAAGGCACAAAUGAAAGGCGUUGCCCGGUUCCUUCCCAAUCCAGAAGAGAACUGGGGACCAAAAGUUCGUGCAGGCCGGCACAUCAAGCCCAAGCAUGGCAACCUCCUCAACACCGCCACCGAAGGCAAGAGUUUUGAGAAUCCAGCCGAGAGCGACGACAAGCAGAAAGAGGCCGGGUUGUAACGCGGUACCAAAGGUACGAUUUUUUGAGUUUAAUAAACUGACAAGGUUUCGCAGCCGUA
Messenger RNA from Selaginella moellendorffii, 2033 nucleotides. RefSeq names its product probable tRNA (guanine(26)-N(2))-dimethyltransferase 2. Gene Ontology annotation, biological process: tRNA N2-guanine methylation. The transcript has 13 exons. The coding region runs from base 268 to 1974 and encodes 568 amino acids. Gene Ontology annotation, cellular component: nucleus. The record is from RefSeq and is a predicted model, not a curated record. NCBI's taxonomy places the organism in Eukaryota, Viridiplantae, Streptophyta, Lycopodiopsida, Selaginellales, Selaginellaceae. Gene Ontology annotation, molecular function: RNA binding.